UCCCUGUGUUGUGGAGCCAUGGUAACAUACUGUUGGUGGAUACAGUGAAGAGACAGUUAACAGUGAACAAAGAUGGAUACACAAAACCAGCAGCAAACUUCAGAUGAACUUCAGGAGCGACUUCAGGCUUUGACAGAAGAAAAUAUUCAGCUGCGGGACAAAAAUGAACGCCUCUUCACUAAAGUGGGCUACCUAGAGAGCAGACUGGGCUACCUGGCCAACUCUAAUACAGACCUGUCCAGCAGGCUGGUACAGAGUGAGGAGGACAAACUGAAGAUCUCUAAGGAGCUUGUUGAGGAGAAACUUCAGACAAACAAGAUAAGAGAGAAGUUUGAGGAAGAGACAUUUCAACUGAAAAACCAGAUAUUGGACCAGGCUGGUGUGAUUACAGAGCUUGAGAUGGAGCGAGACAAGUUGCUCAGGGAACUCCACGCAGCUGAGGCUCGUCUGAGAGCUGGAGAAGAGAGUGGCAAAGACCUGACUGAGGUGCAUGCUGCACUGAAGAAGAACUACCUGGCUCUGUCUGAGGCCCAUCAUAAAGAGCUCGCUCAGAGUGAAGAGCUGAGUGCUGAGCUGCUGGCCCUGGCCCGGGCCCAGGACGCCCUCCGCAGGCAGCUGGAGGAACAGCAGCAGAGUGUUAAGACCGCCACCCAGGGCCUGCAUGGAGAACUGGACAGGGUGCGGACAUUGAUCAGCCGCAUGUCACAUAACAGAGUCAAGCUUGAGGAUCUGGCAACUCUGAAUAUGGAGCAGAAAAUGAUGGAAAAAACUCUGCUUGGAAACCAAGACGAGAUCAAAGACAUGCUGGAAGAAAUGAAGAAGAGCUACGAGGAGCAGCAGAAGAAACUGGAGGAGAAAGUGGUAGCAAUGGGUAAAGAGCAGCAGGAGAACAAGAGAGCGAUCCGUAACAGCCAGCACAAACUGUCCGAGCAGAGCGCGGCCCUGAUGCUCUCUCACAGCCAAGUGAAGGAGGUAGAGGAAGAGAACUCACAGCUGCAGCUACAAGUCAAAGAGCUGAACGAGGAAUACCGUGCGAGGCUUGUGUGCUAUUUACAGGACUUAGCUGAAUACAUUGAUGUCCUUGGAGAAGGAAAACACCGUGCAGAGCCUGUUAAGAUGAGGGCCUUUGUAGACAGCAUGCUGCAGGAUGUCCGUUCAUCUCACAGAGUCAGGGAGGAACAGCUCGCCUCUGCUGCCCGCUCCUACAAGAAAAGACUGCAGAAGAUAACAAAAACCCAUCAUGCUCUCUUUAUUGCAUACAGCAUUCAGAGGGAGAGGAUCAUGUUCAAACCCGAGAGCGGUCUUGACCCUGGACCCCCAGAAGCCCACUUCAGUCUGGGGCCCGCUGAGCUCAGAGAUGAAACAGAGAAGGAGCUUCAGCAGCUCAGUGAGGACAAGGCGAGGCAGCAGGCGCCCCAGGAGCAGGUAGAGCAAAAAGAAUAAGGUUCCUGCUUUGAAGUGGAUUGAUCUGCUUUUGUUUCGUCUGUUCAUUGUUUUGUUUUUGGUCUGCAGGGAUUCUCCCAUUGUGUCCAUGUUUUCAUUAUAAAAUCACACAGGGAUUGUUUGGGAGUAAUGAACUGGAAAAAAAAAAAAGACUUCAAAAAGUAUGUCCCGCUGCAGAUCAGACUGUAGAGAACUGGGUGUUAGACAUGAAGAUUUUCGUCAUUUUUUUUCAUCUCAAACCAGCAAAAAGUUAAAGUUUGUGACUUCCUGUGAAAGAAGUUUUCCUUUUUUGUCAUUUCUGAAAUAUAACACUUGCUCAUUACUUGCUUUAGUGGUGCUUGUGUUUCUUUCAGACAGUAACAGGUUGCCUGUUUUUCUGUUUCGAGUCAAUAUGCAGAGCUAUAAUAUCUGUCUCUUAACUGCUAAAUGCUAAAAAGCUUCAAAUGUAUCUCACAAACAUGAGAGAGACGUUCUUCUUCUCAUCGAAGCCUUUGCAAAUGCUGAUAAGCUAAAACUAUGAUAAUGAA
Messenger RNA from Labrus mixtus (cuckoo wrasse), 1970 nucleotides. It is a transcript of the gene ccdc78, whose product is annotated as coiled-coil domain containing 78. The record is from RefSeq and is a predicted model, not a curated record. Bases 73 to 1443 code for a protein of 456 amino acids. NCBI's taxonomy places the organism in Eukaryota, Metazoa, Chordata, Actinopteri, Labriformes, Labridae. The transcript is spliced from 10 exons. Gene Ontology annotation, cellular component: cytoplasm.